UGUAGACAGAGGGCUGUUAUGGAUUGCCAAUUUGCAGAUGAGGUUUUACUCUUUGAGACAGGAUGAUGUCUUUACAUGCAACAUUUCUCUACCAUAUGCACUGUGUGCUGUUUUUUAGCAUAGGGUGAACUGUAUAUAGUCUGACACCUCUCCUGGUGUCAGCAGUGUGUGUUCUUGGUUCAUUUUCCUAGAUGACAUCCUGAGUCGGAAUACAUACUUUGCUUCAAGUAAUUAUCAGGAGAGGAGCCCUUAUCCAGCUGUGGGCUCGGGACUUUUCACUACUUUUAGGAACCAGUGGAAGGGGAGGAUGUGAGGGCCUGGAAGGCCCGAUAGCGUGGUGUUCUCCCCUGAAGCACAGCUAGGGAAUGGGCCCAGGAUCUCUGCUCCAGCCUCAGAGAGACAUGGAGGACUAUUACAGUCUUCUGCAGGCUGGCACUGAGCUGGAGAACACACUGCAGCAGGUGUCAAUUCCUGUGAGUAUGAAAGAAGUGGCUGGCUUUAUCGAGAAGCAAGUGGCUUUUUUAUCAGGGGGCCGUGGCGAGGAUUCUAGUGUCAUCAUUACUCUCCCAGAAUGCUCAGAUUUCAGUGAUAUCCCAGAGGAAGCUCUAGCUAAAGUCCUCACAUAUCUCACAUUGAUUCCACGAGCACGUCAACCUGGAGUAAAAUUUAUCAUCAUUCUGGACCGAAGACUGGAUACCUGGAAUUCCAUCAAGACAGCACUUGCAAGGAUAGCGGCAUCUUUUCCAGGAAAUCUUCACCUGGUGUUAGUACUGAGACCAACCAGCUUCUUCCAGCGCACAUUCACAGACCUUGUCUUUCGCUUCAGCCAAGAGGAUUUUAUGCUCAAAUUACCAGUUGUGAUGCUGAGCUCGGUCACUGACUUACUGCGCUACAUUGAGGAGAAUCAACUGACUUCUGAAUUUGGAGGCACUCUGGAAUACUGCCACAGUGACUGGAUCUUCCUCAGAACUGCUAUAGAGAGUUUUGCAGUGACUGUGAAGGACAUUGCUCAGAUGCUGCAGGCCUUUGGCACAGAGUUGGCAGAGAUGGAAUUAUCACAGGAGAGCAAUGCCAUCGAGUUGCUGCUGCUGUCACACACUGAGAAAUACAGGAAAUUGAAGGAUGCUAUCAGCUCAGUGAUGAGGGAGGGACGCUACCUGCUCUCUAGCCUGGAGGCUUCUGGGAAGGAGGAGGAUAAGGAUACACACUGGGACAUAACACAGGACUGGGACACAGUACAGAGACUCCUGGCACAGCUGAGAGAUAUGGAGAUGGCUUUUGAUGAUUUCUUUGACAAGCACCACCUCAAACUUCAGCAAUACCUGCAGUUACUGAGAUAUGAGCACAGCUUUCAAGAGAUGGAGAGUUCUUUGGAGAAGUUGAGUUCUCAGGAAUGGAAGCUCAUUGUUACCGGAGAAACACUGGCACAGACAGAGCAGAUCAUCAAAGAGCUGGAUAUUCUAGAGAAACGAGCCCAGGAGGAAAUGACUCGGGCCCAGGUGAUGAUAUUGCAUGGACACCAGAUGGCUGCAGGUCAUCAUUAUGCCACUCCUCUAAUUGUACAGCGUUGUAAUGAGCUCAGACACCACUGUGACACACUAAACUCUGCCAUCAGUGCUAAAUGCAAAACACUCAUACAAGUGCAGGCCUUAUUGCAACACCUCGAAGAGGCCCAGCAAUGGUGUGAUGAUGGCACAUGCCUCUUGGCCAAUCAGCAGUUAGAAAAAUUGAACUCUAAAGAAGGUGCUCAGGCAGCUCUGAGCGAUUUAGAGAAGUUCCAGGAGGGGGCGCCAGCGCUCCUUAAUGCUGAGACAGACUUACUUUUUAUGGAAUAUGAGGGAGUCCUCACUCCUCACUUACAGACUCAUAUAGAGAAGACAUUUGAGAAGUAUACCUCUGUACAGAAUCUAUUCCAGACUAGACAGACCUGUCUGAAGAAACUAGCAGACAAACAUGUGCGGCCAAUACAGCUGGUAGUACCUCGACCAGAGAAUCCACCACGAUCCAAGUCCCCAGUCUCUCCCAAACAUGAUCUUAAUUCAAGUAUGAAAUUCACCUUUGACUUCUCAGGCAAAAGAGCAACACGGAAAAGCCCGAACUCCAGGAAGAUUGAGGUGUUGCACGACUAUCAGAACCGCAACGCUACGUCCUACGUUGUGGAUGGCGAGGAUGGAGCAGACCUACGGAAACAUCGUGUAAUGAGGGAGCUGAUCGAGACAGAAAGGAUAUAUGUAGAAGAGCUUCUGACUGUGUUGCUGGGCUACAGGGCAGAGAUGGACAACCCCUUGCUCUCUUCUCUCCUGCCCACCUGCCUGCGCAACAAGAGAGAUAUACUGUUUGGAAACAUGCCUGAUAUCUACAGUUUUCAUAGCAGAGUAUUCCUGCAAGACCUGGAGAGCUGUCUGGACACGCCUGAAGCUGUGGGAGCAUGUUUUCUAGAACGGAAAGAGAACUUCCAGGUGUACGAACGUUACUGUCAGAAUAAGCCACGAUCCGAGUCCUUAUGGAAGCAGUUUUCGGACUGUGCAUUUUUCCGGGAGUGCCAAAAGAAGCUAGAGCACAAGCUGGCUCUGGAUUCAUACCUGCUGAAACCAAUUCAGCGUCUUACCAAGUACCAGCUCCUGCUGAAGGAGUUGCUGAAGUACAGCUCAGGGUGUGAGAGGGUCUCCGAGCUGCAGGGUGCACUGAACGCCAUGCUGGACUUGCUCAAAUCUGUUAAUGAUUCUAUGCACCAGAUUGCCAUCACAGGAUAUGAGGGUGAUCUGAGUGAUUUGGGCCGAGUCGUGAUGCAGGGCUCCUUCAGUGUGUGGAUCAGUCAUAAGAGAGGCGCGACGCGGAUGAAGGAGCUUGCACGCUUCAAACCCAUGCAGAGGCACCUGUUCCUGUACGAGCGUGCACUCCUCUUCUGCAAGCGCAGGGAGGAUCAUGGCGAGCACGCUAAUAAAACACCUUCCUACAGCUUCAAACAUUGUCUUAAGAUGAGUGCUGUGGGCAUCACAGAGAAUGUAAAAGGAGAUGUGAAGAAGUUUGAGAUCUGGUACAGUGGCAGAGAGGAGGUGUAUUCGGUGCAGGCACCGACAGUGGAGGUAAAACUUGCUUGGUUGAAUGCAAUUAGAAAAAUUCUCACCAACCAGCAGAAACUAUUCAAAGGUGAACUUUGUCACUCAAACCCACUGGCUGAACAUUUUCCUCUGUCUCCGUCCCUUUCUGAGAGCAAGAAGCAAAGAGCGUCAGUCAGCUCGGAGGAGACGGAGUCGGGCCACAGCAGUCCAGACCCGUUUAGCCGUUCUCCACAGCACCAGGACAACAGACACAGUUGGCCAGGUGCCACUCACUCAGUGGAUAUCUGUGAAGAUCUGGAGGACUGGAGUGGAGCUAAUCUCCCUAACAUGUCUGACACUGAAGAGGAGGACACUGUUCGUUUGUCUCCAGUUAAACACAAGGCUGGAGCAGGCUCUAACAGAUACGCUCCAGAUGACCUCAUCAUUAAGUGUGGUGAUGUCAUACAGCUGCAGCAGGAGGACAACGAUGGCCACUGGUUGGUGGAGAACCUGAGCACUAAACAGAAGGACAGGCUCUCUGCUGCAGGCCUGCGUGGCAUUAUGGGAAGCUGCAGCAGAGGACGCUCUAACCAGCUGCAUGAACCAGGAAAACUGAAAACAUGGAAGCUGAGCUCCCUCUAGACUGUCUUUUGGGAUGUUCAGCCUCAUGGCUAUGUGAGCUUUAUCCAAGACACUUGUGUCAACACAAUUGCUGUUCUCUGUUCUAUACCUGGGUGGGCCCCCUGUAGC
This is a messenger RNA of Tachysurus vachellii, 3791 nucleotides long. It is a transcript of the gene mcf2a, whose product is annotated as MCF.2 cell line derived transforming sequence a. The transcript has 30 exons. Gene Ontology annotation, cellular component: cytoplasm. Lineage: Eukaryota; Metazoa; Chordata; Actinopteri; Siluriformes; Bagridae. Bases 366 to 3683 code for a protein of 1105 amino acids. Gene Ontology annotation, biological process: intracellular signal transduction; dendrite development. The record is from RefSeq and is a predicted model, not a curated record. Gene Ontology annotation, molecular function: guanyl-nucleotide exchange factor activity.